AGGAAGGACACAGGGGCCAUUAUUUGAAUUCUCUCUCUCUCUCUCAACUCUGACAGCUCUACCCCGUCCCAAGUGUCUGUUUCUUCUCUCCCAAAUUACUCACCCAAGGGCCAACUACUCAGAGAAGAGAGAGAGAGAGUAGAAGGAAGCACAUCCUUCUCUUGAUUCAAUCUGCAUUCUUUAACUUAGCUUCGUUCGAUCAGAGUCAAGUUUUCGAUGUCAGGAUACUUUGGCGUUCUUGUUUCAGAUCCAUGGCUGCAGAAUCAGUUCACUCAAGUCGAGCUCCGCAGCCUAAAGACCCACUUCAUGAGCAUGAAGCGGGAGGGCGGAGGGAGGCUGACGGUCGGGGAGUUGGCGUCCAAGAUGUCUCGCUUGAAAGUAGUGGGAGAGAAUCUAACUGAGGAAGAGAGAGCUUCUUUUAUCCAAGAUUUGUAUCGCAAUGUGGACGAAGACGUGGAUUUCGAGUCCUUUCUCAGGGUGUAUUUGACACUACAAGCCCCUGCAAGUGCUAGAACCGGAAGUAAUGCUAAGAACUCAUCCGCGUUCCUCAAGGCUGCCACCACCACAUUGCUUCACACUAUUAGCGAAUCCGAGAAGGCCUCCUAUGUUAAACAUAUUAAUAAUUACCUUGAACAAGAUGAUUUUCUAAAGCGAUACCUUCCCAUCGAUACUUCAACUAACGAUCUCUUCGAGAUUGCAAAAGAUGGAGUUCUCCUCUGUAAGCUAAUCAAUCUGGCAGUCCCUGGAACCAUUGAUGAACGAGCCAUUAACACCAAGAGAGUUCUCAAUCCAUGGGAAAGGAAUGAAAAUCAUACGCUCUGUCUCAACUCUGCCAAGGCUAUUGGAUGUACCGUAGUCAAUAUAGGCACUCAGGACUUUAUUGAAGGAAGGCGGCAUCUUAUGCUUGGAUUGAUUUCUCAGAUCAUUAAGAUACAAUUAUUAGCGGAUCUCAACUUGAAGAAGACACCACAAUUGGUGGAGUUGGUAGAAGAUAGUAAGGAGGUGGAAGAGUUGAUGAGUCUAUCACCAGAGAAGAUCUUACUAAGAUGGAUGAAUUUUCAACUCAAGAAAGCUGGAUAUAAGAAGAUAGUCACAAACUUCUCCUCUGAUGUAAAGGAUGGAGAAGCUUAUGCUCAUCUCCUCAACGUUCUUGCGCCAGAGCAUAGUAAUCCAUCAGCAUUGUCUGCAAAGGACCCUUUGGAAAGAGCGAAGUUAGUUCUGGAACACGCAGACAGGAUGGGCUGCAAGAGAUACUUAACUGCAAAAGAUAUAGUGGAAGGUUCCCCAAAUCUGAACCUUGCUUUUGUUGCACAUAUUUUCCAGCAUAGGAAUGGGCUUUCAACCAAAACAAAACAGAUAUCUUUCCUUGAAACUUUGCCAGACGACACCCAAGUAACUAGAGAAGAGAGAGCAUUUCGCCUUUGGAUGAAUAGUCUUGGAAACUCAACAUAUAUCAACAAUGUUUUUGAAGAUCUUAGAGACGGGUGGUUACUCCUAGAGACCCUUGAGAAGGUGUCUCCAGGGAUUGUCAAUUGGAAAAUUGCAAAUAAGCCUCCAAUUAAGAUGCCGUUUAGAAAAGUAGAGAACUGUAACCAAGUGGUGAAAAUUGGCAAACAACUGAAGUUUUCCUUGGUUAAUAUCGCUGGAAAUGAUAUUGUGCAGGGAAGUAAAAAAUUGAUUUUAGCUUAUUUGUGGCAAUUGAUGCGAUACAGCAUCCUCCAACUUCUAAAAAACCUGAGAUUUCACUCCCACGGGAAGGAAAUCACAGAUGCUGAUAUUUUAGAAUGGGCCAAUACCAAAGUGAGCAACUCGAGGAGCCAAAGUCGCAUGGACAGUUUUAAGGACAAAAGCUUGUCAAAUGGCCUUUUCUUCCUUGAGCUACUUAGCUCUGUGCAACCUAGAGCCGUAAACUGGAGUCUUGUUACUAAAGGGGUAACAGAUGAGGAGAAAAAGAUGAAUGCCACCUACAUCAUUAGCAUUGCGAGGAAGCUUGGCUGUUCAAUAUUUUUGUUGCCUGAAGACAUAACCGAGGUAAAUCAAAAGAUGAUCCUCACAUUAACUGCAAGUAUUAUGUAUUGGUUCUUGAAACAACCACUCGAAGAUAGGCCAUCUGGAAUUUCAGAUAGCGAGAGUGGAAGCCAAUCAGAGACAAUCUCAAACUCUACAAUAGAUGACUCUGCUUCUGAGUCAUCAAUAGAGGAGAAUGGUACCAUGUAAAUAUAUAUAUGUGAUGACUGAAACAACCUUUUGCUGAAGUUUUGGGUUACGCCAA
This is a messenger RNA of Juglans regia (Persian walnut), 2272 nucleotides long. Its product is annotated as fimbrin-2. The transcript is spliced from 14 exons. The record is from RefSeq and is a predicted model, not a curated record. Gene Ontology annotation, cellular component: actin filament bundle; cytoplasm; actin filament. Gene Ontology annotation, biological process: actin filament bundle assembly; actin filament network formation. Lineage: Eukaryota; Viridiplantae; Streptophyta; Magnoliopsida; Fagales; Juglandaceae. Gene Ontology annotation, molecular function: actin filament binding. The coding region runs from base 217 to 2217 and encodes 666 amino acids.